AAUUAAAUAAAAUCCGACCCACAAGUUUAAAACCCUUCUCCUCUUCUUCCUCCUCAAAAACCCUAAUAUUCCCUCCCUCCAUCUGUCUGCGUAUACUUAAAAAUGGUGAAGGCUGAUAAAACUAAAGAGAAAAAGGAAAAAGAGAGCGAACACAAACAAGAAAUACAAUUAAACGAGGAACCGGAUGUAGUAGAAGAAGAAGACGACGAAGCACAGAGCUUUGAAGAGUUAGGGUUAGACCCUAGGCUAAUUCGUGCCCUAAACAAGAAAGAAAUUAGCAUUGCAGAGCCCACUCCAAUUCAGCGAGCCGCUAUUCCUCUAAUACUUCAAGGGAAAGACGUGGUUGCCCGAGCGAAAACAGGGUCAGGGAAGACAUUAGCCUACUUGCUUCCUUUGCUUCAGAAGCUUCUCAGUACGGCUGAUUCGAAUCGAAAAAAGCUUUCACCUUCAGCAUUUAUUCUGGUGCCAAGUGGAGAGUUAUGUCAACAGGUUUAUAAGGAGGUUUCGUCGCUGAUUGAUUCCUGUAAAGCUCAAUUGAAAGUUGUUCAGUUGACUAGCAACAUGCCUGCUUCUGAUUUGCGGAACGCGUUGGCUGGGCCGCCCGAUAUUUUGGUGUCUACUCCUUCUUGUGUAGCCAAGUCCUUGUCAGUUGGUGUACUAAAAUCGGAAUCUAUUAAUGACUCACUUGAAAUUCUUGUUCUUGAUGAGGCAGAUCUCUUGUUGUCAUUUGGCUAUGAAGAAGAUCUCAAAGCUCUUACUGCUCUUGUCCCAAGACGUUGUCAAUGCCUUCUUAUGUCUGCAACGUCAAGUGCUGAUGUUGACAAACUGAAGAAGCUUGUUCUGCAUAAUCCAUAUGUUUUGACCUUGCCAGAAGUUGAAGGUGUCAAGGAUGAAGUUAUCCCCAAAAAUGUUCAGCAAUUUUGGGUUUCAUGUGGUGAUCGUGACAAGUUAGUUCAUAUUCUUGCUCUUUUGAAGCUGGAUCUGGUUCAGAAAAAAGUUCUGAUAUUUACUAAUGCCAUUGAUAUGAGUUUCAGAUUGAAAUUGUUUUUAGAGAAGUUUGGAAUAAAGUCUGCUGUUUUAAAUGCUGAGUUGCCGCAGAAUUCUCGUCUCCAUAUCCUAGAGGAAUUCAAUGCUGGGCUUUUUGAUUAUUUGAUUGCAACGGAUGACAGAGAAACAAAAGAAAAGGAAAAAGCCAACGAGGGAAGUCUUGCUGAGACAAGAAAAUCAAAAAAGCAUGCCAAGCAAAAGUUGGACUCAGAAUUUGGAGUGGUGAGGGGAAUUGACUUCAAAAAUGUACACACGGUUAUAAAUUAUGAUAUGCCUCUAAGUGCCACCGGAUAUGUACAUCGAAUUGGACGUACUGGAAGAGCUUACAGUACUGGUUCUUCUGUUUCUCUGGUUUCUCCAGAUGAGAUGGAAAUUCUCGAAGAAAUAAAAUCCUUUUUAGGGGAUGACGAAAACAAUGAAUCGAAUGUUAUUUCUCCAUAUCCUUUGCUCACAAAGAAUGCAGUGGAGUCUUUACGGUACAGGGCCGAGGACACAGCAAAGAGUGUGACAAAAAUUGCUGUCAGAGAAGCACGAGCUCAGGAUUUGAGAAAUGAAAUUCUUAACUCUGAAAAGUUGAAGGCUCAUUUUGAAGUCAAUCCAAGGGAUUUAGAUCUUCUAAAACAUGACAAAGUUCUGAGCAAGAAGCCCCCUGCUCCACAUCUUUCUGAUGUGCCUGACUACUUAUUGGAUGCAACAACCAAGGAAGCAAGCAAGAUGGUUAAGCUUGCGAGAGCUGCAAUGGGAAACAACAACUCUGGUCGCCGCCAAGGACCAAAGAGAAACUUCAGAAAAAGCAAAGACCCCCUCAAGUCUUUCUCUGCUGAGGGGCCGAGGAGAGGUCGCAAAGGUGGAAUGAAGAGAGAAGGAAAAGACGGGGAUGAUACUCAUAAACACAAGAAGAAAAAAAUUCUCUAAAAUAAUCCCGUCUCUCAGGCCCUGACCAUGCAAUUUUGUAUGAAUGACUAGUUAUACAAGAAAUUUUGUUUCUUUCAAUUUCUGAAUGCCCUAAAUCUAUAUACAGGUGGCUAUGUUUAUUCUUUUUUCGCCGUCUGUCGUGCUAUUUAUUGCCAUAAACAAGCUUGAGGCGUGCUUAACACCUGAUUUGAAUCCAUCAACAUUAUCAUCAA
Populus nigra (black poplar) is the source of this 2174-nucleotide messenger RNA. RefSeq names its product DEAD-box ATP-dependent RNA helicase 16. Gene Ontology annotation, molecular function: nucleic acid binding; RNA helicase activity; ATP binding. The coding region runs from base 103 to 1962 and encodes 619 amino acids. The record is from RefSeq and is a predicted model, not a curated record. The transcript has 14 exons. Gene Ontology annotation, cellular component: nucleolus. NCBI's taxonomy places the organism in Eukaryota, Viridiplantae, Streptophyta, Magnoliopsida, Malpighiales, Salicaceae.